Molecule: messenger RNA, 2187 nt
Organism: Spinacia oleracea (spinach)
Lineage: Eukaryota; Viridiplantae; Streptophyta; Magnoliopsida; Caryophyllales; Amaranthaceae
Exons: 8
Coding region: 1-2187 (728 amino acids)
Source: RefSeq, a predicted model, not a curated record
AUGGUUGGACAUAUGGCUUCUUAUUGUAGGCAGGGUAACACUAAGAAGGGGUUUCAAAGGGCCCUUAGGCCAAUCAGAGUUAGGAAUUCACCAGUGAUUCCAACUCAAACAACUAAUACAUUCCAUCUUUUGGAGACUGAGGUUCAAAAUGAGGCUGGAAACAGAAAUGAAACUGAGAAUGAAGUCAAGCAUUUCAUUCAUAAGUAUGAGGUGGGGCUUGUGGGUCUCUUGGAGCAUAAGGUAAAGCUGCCCAAUCUAGGUAAGCUUUAUCAGAAGGUGUUUUCAAACUGGUGUUUUACCAACAAUUCUAGCUAUCACUCUGGGGGUAGGAUAGUUGUAGCCUGGAAGUCUGGUUGUUUUAUAGUUAACAUUGUAGCAGCUUCAAGUCAGUUUCUUCAUUGUCAUAUCACUCUUGUAGGUGGUAUGCCAAGUUUUCACUGCAUUUUUGUUUAUGCUUUCAAUGAUCAUAGUUUGAGGCAGGAAUUAUGGAGGAAUUUCAAUAUUCUUAAUGUUCAGAGUCCUUGGAUUCUUUGUGGGGUCUUCAAUUGUGUCAUGGUUGUGGAUGAAAGAAUAGGUGCUCCAGUUAGGCAUGCUGAUAUGGUUGACAUUAAUAAUUGCAUGCAUGUAUGUGGUAUGGAGGAUAUUGGUAAUCUGUACACUUGGAAUAAUAAGCAGCAGGGUACUGAUAGAGUUUUCUCAAAACUUGAUAGAGUUUUAGCUAAUUAUGCUUGGCAAGGGUGUUAUCCAUCUGCAGAAGCUUGUUUUAUGCCAGAAGGUCAGUUUGAUCAUUCCCCUGGUUUGAUGGCUGUGUAUCGCAGGAUUGGUGGAGGGAGAAAACCAUUUAAAUAUUUCACAAUGUGGAAAACUUCUCCUGUUUUCAAUGAUAUUAUUCAUGCAGCAUGGAAUACCCAAAUAAGUGGGAGUAAAAUGUUCAUUGUGGUUACCAAGCUGAAGAAAGUUAAGGCUACUGAUUUGAGUGCUUACCAAGCAAUGAUUGCUGCUCAAGAGGCCAUGCACUCAACUCCUACUUAUCAGAGCCUUGCAGAUAUGGAAUUACAGGCUAUUCAGGAGUUGUACAAUCUGGUCAUGUCUGCCAAGAUCAUCACAUGGGCAAUUCUUAAUGCCCCAUAUACUGCAGAGGAGGUGAAGGUAGAUCUCUUUUCUAUACCAGGUGUCAAGGCACUAGGGCCUGAUGGUUUUGGUUCCUAUUUCUAUAAGGGUUCUUGGCAUAUAGUUGGGGAUGAGGUUAUUGCAAAUGUCUUAGAUGUUUUCCAGCAUGGUAAAUUGUUAAAAGAGGCAAAUCACACAGUUGUCACUUUAAUUCCUAAGACUAAGUGUCCAAAGAAUGAUCUUGUGAGGCAUUAUGGGAGGAAGGGUGUCAAACCUAGCUGUCUGAUGAAGAUUGAUCUGCAAAAAGCCUAUGACACUGUAGAUUGGCAAUUUCUAAAGGAAAUGAAGGAGUAUUUGGAGUUCCCAACACAGUUUGUGGAUAUAGUCAUGGAAUGUGUUACCACGCCAAAGUUUUCUGUGACGAUUAAUGGUUCAAUGCAUGGUUUAUUUAAGUCUCAUAGAGGUUUGAGGCAAGGAGAUCUCCUCUCACCUCUCCCUUUUGUCAUAUGCAUGGAAUAUUUUUCAAGAAUUUUGCAUAAUAUGAGUGAUCUGCCUCAAUUUCAGUUCCACCCAAGAUGCAAAGAUACUAGGCUCACCCAUUUUUGUUUUCCUGAUGAUUUGAUUCUUUGCUGUAAAGAUUCUUCUGGUUUGAAGGCUAACCAAAAGAAAUCCUCCAUUUUCUGUCAUGGUAUGGCUGAAAGUGAAGUUCAAAGGGUAGUGGAGGUUUCUGGUUUUACCAAGAGUGUGUUUCCCUUUAAAUAUCUUGGGGUUCCCAUCUGCUCCAAAAGGAUUUAUGUUGCUCAAUGUGGGGUUUUGGUGGAUAAGAUGACAGCUGUGAUCAAAAUAGCAUUUCUUUGGAGUGGUCAUGCUUAUUGUCACAGACCAAGUAACAUUUCUUGGGAGAAGGUCUAUUGUGAUAAACAGACUGGUGGUUUGGGAUUCAAGGAUGUCCUAUUGUGGAAUGUAGCCAAUAUGGGCAAGUAUGUAUGGGCUCUGGUCACCAAGCAAGACAAUGUUUGGAUCAAAUGGGUUACUUUAGUGUAUUUAAAGAAUGGGGUCUGGUGGGAUUAUCUGUAA